AUGGCUUUCGAUAAAGUUUUAAAGAGCUCCUCUUACCACUCCCGUUUCCAAACUCCUUUCCGUAGAAGACAAGAAGGUAAAACCGAUUACUACCAAAGAAAGAGAUUGGUUACCCAACACAAGGCUAAAUACAACUCUCCAAAAUACAGAUUAGUUGUUAGAUUCACCAAGAAAGAUAUCAUUGCUCAAAUUGUUUCUUCUCAAAUCACUGGUGAUAUUGUUUUCACUGCUGCUUACUCUCAUGAAUUACCAAGAUACGGUAUUAAACAUGGUUUAACUAACUGGGCAGCUUCUUACGCUACUGGUUUAUUAGUUGCCAGAAGAGCCUUACAAAAAUUAGGUUUAGAUGAAACUUACCAAGGUGUUGAAGAAGUUGAAGGUGAAUACGAAUUAACCGAAGCUGUUGAAGAUGGCCCAAGACCAUUCAAAGUUUUCUUAGAUAUUGGUUUACAAAGAACUACCACUGGUGCUAAAAUCUUUGGUGUCUUAAAAGGUGCUUCUGACGGUGGUUUAUACGUUCCUCACUCUCCAAACAGAUUCCCAGGUUGGGAUAUGGAAUCCGAAGAAUUGGAUGCUGAAUUAUUAAGAAAAUACAUCUUCGGUGGUCACAUUGCUGAAUACAUGGAAGAAUUAAUGGAUGAUGAUGAAGAAAAAUACAGACAAGUCUUCAAAAACUACAUCGAUGAAGAAAUUGAAGUUGAAGAUAUUGAAGAACUUUACACCAACGCUCACGAAGCUAUCAGAGCUGACCCAGCUUUCAAACCAGCUGAAAAGAAAUUCACCAAAGAACAAUACAAAGCUCACGGUAAGAAAUUCAGACAAUUCAAACUCUCUAAAGCUGAAAGAGAUGCUAGAGUUGCUGAAAAAAUCGCUGCUUUCAAAGCUGAUAACUAA
This is a messenger RNA of Hyphopichia burtonii NRRL Y-1933, 894 nucleotides long. RefSeq names its product 60S ribosomal protein uL18 (gene RPL5). The coding region runs from base 1 to 894 and encodes 297 amino acids. The transcript has a single exon. Gene Ontology annotation, biological process: translation; ribosomal large subunit assembly. The record is from RefSeq and is a predicted model, not a curated record. Gene Ontology annotation, molecular function: 5S rRNA binding; structural constituent of ribosome. Lineage: Eukaryota; Fungi; Ascomycota; Pichiomycetes; Serinales; Debaryomycetaceae. Gene Ontology annotation, cellular component: ribosome; cytosolic large ribosomal subunit.